Messenger RNA from Rasamsonia emersonii CBS 393.64, 729 nucleotides. RefSeq names its product Calcium ion transporter Vcx1. The record is from RefSeq and is a predicted model, not a curated record. Lineage: Eukaryota; Fungi; Ascomycota; Eurotiomycetes; Eurotiales; Trichocomaceae. The transcript has 2 exons. Gene Ontology annotation, biological process: calcium ion transmembrane transport; intracellular calcium ion homeostasis. Gene Ontology annotation, cellular component: fungal-type vacuole membrane. Bases 1 to 729 code for a protein of 242 amino acids. Gene Ontology annotation, molecular function: calcium:proton antiporter activity.
AUGUCUUCAUUGAUGGCUGUAGCUUCCGCAUCCUUGAUUAUCCCGGCAACCCUUUUUGCGGCCCUAUCGAAGUCCUUUAAAUCUGAUCCGGAAACGACCAAGAACCACAUCCUAUUUAUCUCACGCGGAACAGCAAUCAUCCUCCUCGUUCUCUACCUGAUGUACCUGUACUUUCAAUUGAAAUCCCAUUCUGACCUUUUCGAGGAUUCCGGAAGUGCCGAAAAUCAAGAAGAGGUGACGGAAGAGGAACAUCUGCUCAACCCUUUCGCCGCAGGUGUUGCCUUGGUCGUCGUGACCAUUCUUGUUGCAAUCUGCGCAGAAUAUCUCGUUGGAAGCAUUGAAGGCAUCGUGGAAAAAACCGGAAUGAGCAAGACCUUCAUCGGUCUGGUGCUCAUCCCUAUCGUUGGUAACGCUGCUGAACAUGUGACUGCGGUUCUAGUCGCCUACAAGAACAAGAUGGAUCUCGCCAUCGGUGUCGCGAUCGGAAGUAGUCUACAGAUUGCGCUUUUUGUCACCCCGUUCCUGGUGAUUCUGGGCUGGAUCAUGGGCGAAAAUAUGACACUGCACUUUCAGAUUUUCGAAACCGUGGCCUUCUUUAUAUCGGGCCUCGUAGUCACCCUCCUCAUUCAGGAUGGAAAGUCGAAUUACCUGGAAGGAGGCCUUUGCCUGGGAAUGUAUAUCAUUCUCGCCAUUGCCUUCUAUGUCUAUCCUGAUGAUGUCGCUCAAUAA